GCGGCUGGUCUUCUCUUGCCCACAGGUUCCUCUUAUCAGCCUUGAUAGCCAGCCCGACUUCCCUUGGAUGCACGACCGUGUCGGAGCCAUCAACAACCCUUCUUAUCUGUUCAGCACCAACGUGUACCACGUUGGCCCAAUGAACCUAUGGCAACGCGUGCGCAACACGUAUCAGCUGCUGGCGGCACAGUACCUGUUCAAGGUCCAUAUCCAGGACCCAAGCGACGAGGUAGUUCGGGAGUUUUUUGGCGCAGACACGCCGCCCAUCUCAGAAAUGCUAAGGAGCACCAGCCUCGUCAUGAUCAACGGUCACGUGAGCUUUACCCUGGCCAGGCCCCUGCCUCCCAACACACUGGAGGUGGGCGGCCUACACCUCAAGAACCGCCGCCCUGACCGUAGCUCAGCGCCUCUUGAGUCGGAACUGCCCGAGCUAAGUCGUUGGAUGGAUGGUGCCGAACGGGGAGUCAUCUUGAUGGCGCUGGGCUCCAUCGUCACCUCUAGCUCGCUGCCCAAGCCCGCUGUUCAGGCCUUCCUGGAUGCCUUCGCUGCGCUUGGCCCGCACUACCGCGUCGUGUGGAAGUACGAGGCCGAUGACAUUGCUGACAGCCUGCCCCCCAACGUCCGCAUAGCGUCCUGGCUCCCGCAGUUUGACGUUUUGGCCCACCCCAAGACGGUGCUGUUUGUCGGGCAUGCCGGCCUGAUGGGGUCCUCUGAGGCCAUGUUCCUGGGCGUGCCACUCGUUUGCAUCCCCAUGUUUGGGGACCAGCCCUUCAACGCUGCCCUUUUUGAGUAUAAGGGCAUCUCGGUGACUCUGGACCACCGCCGUGACCUUAACAAGGACACGAUUCUGGCAGUGUUGCGCAAGAUCCUUGACACCGACAAGUAAGUGUGAGGGGGAAAUGAUUU
Molecule: messenger RNA, 906 nt
Organism: Frankliniella occidentalis (western flower thrips)
Lineage: Eukaryota; Metazoa; Arthropoda; Insecta; Thysanoptera; Thripidae
Product: UDP-glucosyltransferase 2-like
Exons: 5
Coding region: 68-886 (272 amino acids)
Molecular function (GO): UDP-glycosyltransferase activity
Source: RefSeq, a predicted model, not a curated record